Messenger RNA from Mytilus trossulus (common blue mussel), 4132 nucleotides. Its product is annotated as low-density lipoprotein receptor-related protein 6-like. The record is from RefSeq and is a predicted model, not a curated record. Bases 14 to 856 code for a protein of 280 amino acids. NCBI's taxonomy places the organism in Eukaryota, Metazoa, Mollusca, Bivalvia, Mytilida, Mytilidae. The transcript is spliced from 8 exons.
UCUUAACAAAGAUAUGAAACAACAACACAUUUGGUUGUUCAUGCAGUUAGUGCUUUUCAUGGUAUACAGUACUUAUUGUAUUACAGAAAAGCUGUUAUUCUCCACUCCAACGUCUUUAAAAGAGAUAGACUUGAAAAGUGGUGUAGUUCAUGUGAUUGCAAUUCAAAAUGACAGAGUAUUUUCAAUGGCGUAUGAUUAUCAAGAAGAAUAUUUGUAUAUUCCAAGGAGAAAUGAAGGAGACAUAGCUAGGUACGCUUAUCCCAAUUCUAAAAAUAAAACGUUCCAAACUGUUGUCGCAGCACAGACACCAGAAGGUAUAGCAUUUGAUGAGGUAAACAGACAGCUUUACUGGACAGAACAUGAAUUUGAUGGGAAAAUAAUGAGAUGUGAUUCGGAUGGAUCUAAUGUGACUAUUAUUGUUAGAGAAACAUAUCCUUAUGUACUCACAAUAGAUAUUAAAAAUGGAUGGAUAUUCUAUGGUCAAUCGCUUGGGAACGGACAAGUUAGCAGACUUGCACUUGACGGAAAGGACAAACUAGUCAUAGAGACAUUUACAACUAAUGUAUAUGGUAUAAAAGUUGAUGUUAGUGAUAAGCUGCUUUAUUGGAUGAAUUAUGGACCAGGCAAUUUAAGAUCUGCUUGGUAUAAUGGAUCUUAUGUCACUACAGUAGUCACUUACAAUUCUGGACAUAAUAACAGAAACAUUGACAUCGUUGGUGAUACAAUCUUUUUCGCAAGCGGAAAUACAAUUGUGAAGACUAACAAAUACUUAGGACAACUUCCGACUGUUGUGCAUAGAGAUACAGAAGAAAUUUGGGGUGUUUUGUAUUAUAGGAGAAAUGGUAAUAAAGUAUGAAUGAUUAAGAACACAUACAAAUUAACAUUGCCCUACUUCGUCAAACAGAUAUACAGAAAAAUUACAGAAAUAAAAACACGAAGCAGAAGAUAUGGAACCACACAAAAACUUUGGGUAAGCUCAGGUUCUCCGGACGGGUAUGCAUAUCCUGUCCAAAUGUGGAACCCGUCGUGUUGCUCAUGUUAAUACAAAGACAGGUUUAAAUUAUUAUUAUUUCAACGCGAAUUUAACAAUAUUUAAAUAAUAGAAGAUCAUAGUAGUUGUGAGACUCUUGCAAAAUAAGUGUUAUUCAUGUUUCAGUAUCAAGACUUUGAACCCGUUUAUGCAUGUUUGUGUUGUAACGGUUUCAAAUAUGUGUUUUAUGUAAGGAUUGGUCUUGGGUUAUUUAUAAAAAGAAAGGCGUAGAAUGUCAAAGGGACAUUUAAAUUCCUAAGUCGAACAUAAACUGACAAUGUCAUGGUUACAAAAUACAUUAUGGAACAUAGAAAAUCAAAUACCGAGUUACACGAGCCCCACCGAAAACUAGGAUUGAUAUCAUGUUCUUAGAAAUAAUGACCAGAUCCUGUUUAACAAGUGGCAUCCUUUGUAUUAUUUAUGUUAACACAAAUACAGGGAAGUUGUAGACCAUCGAAGCAUAUCUAUAUAUGUCACUGCAUAUUUAACACUCACAAAUAAAAUGUAACUGUUUGUAAUUGAAAUCUUAAAAAUCAAUGUUAAAUACAAAUUAUCCGGAAACAUUUUCGCUUCAAUUCUGCCAUAACAUUGUCUAACAGCUAACAAAUUGCUUUUUUGUACAGUUAUUCAUGCUUGUAACAGUUGUUUGAUACUAUGUAUUUUAACUAUUAUUAUAAACAUAUUCUAGUUAAAUGAAAUCAGGUUCUUUGAAUGAUUUUUUUUAAUAAAAUUUUACAAUCUGAAAUUUGAUAUACGAUUAUCUUACAAACUCAUAUUUGUUUAAUAUUAUCCCUUCUCUUUGGUACUAUGAUUAAACACUUAUAAAAUUAUUAAAUAUUAGAAAAUAGCAAAUGGAAAGAAAUUUGUCUCUUUUUUAUCGAUGAGUCAAUAGUUAUAAAGGUACCAGGAUUGUAAUUUAGUACGCCAGACGCGCGUUUCUUUUACAUAAGACUCAUCAGUGACGCUCAUAUCAAAAUAUUUAUAAAGACAAACGAUUACGAAGUUGUAGAGCAUUGAUAAUCCAAAAUUCCGAAAAGUUGUGCCACAUACGGCUAAGGUAAUAUAUAUAAGCAGUCAUGUUUCUGUUUUUGACUACUGUCUUAAUAUCCUUGGAGAAAAAGUUAUGGAUUUAUUGAACAAUUAACUUCGGUAACCUUGGAGGAAAAGCAAAUAAAAAGAAAAAAAAAACACAUGGUAAACCUUGAAAAGAAAAUAACCAAACAAAUUUCUACGGCUGAAUGCAUUUUAUUUAUGUUGUAUGAAAAAAAUUCAUCUCACAAUGUUUUAUAUUUUAAUAAACAAGAGCAGUUUCAAAUAUAUGACAUAAGUUCAUGAGGUACGAAAUGGUUGAUGCAUUUAGCCCAUAGGAUACGAAAUGGUUAUUAUCGUGGGUACAAAAUUGUAAAUGUUGGUAUACAUUUUUGGGUACGAAAUUGCAGAGGUACGAAAUGGUCAAGGUAUGAAAUGACUUGUUCCAUGCUUCAUAAGGGUAAUAUAUUUCGUGCCUCAUUUUGCAUUAGUCACGUUGCACAUGGUGAGUACAAUUUGAUUACAAAUCUCAAUUUGUGAUGUUACUAUGGAUUAUGGUUCAAUAGCUUCCGUCCAUGCAGAAACCAGUGAAAUGAAGUUCAGAAAUGCAAGCUUUGGCUUAAAAUAUUGAAAACAACACGUUCUUAAUUCCUUGCGUCCGAAGCGCAACGUAUCCAUUGAGUGCCAUACACAUACAUACUUAAUAUGAAGACACUACUGAAAUGCAACAACGCUUGUCAAGCUGACAUCUUCUUUUUUGUGUACAGUAUUAGCUUUCAUUCCACCAUCAGUCAAUCUUCAGUAGUAAUUAAAUUAUGAUGCAACCGUAACUGUAAUAUCCUUAUGUCAAUUUCCAUUAGAGUCCACAAAUAUUAAGUGUCAAUUGUUAAAACAGUGUAAUUACAGAAGAUGCGAUUAUAUCACUUAAACAUAUUUUAGUAUCUUUUACAUACAAGAUUGAUAUGUUUAUUAUGUACAAAUGUAAUUAUGUUUUGCUACUGAUGAUUAAACACGCUCUAUUAUACGAGUUUAGAUGUUGAUUAUCAAAUAUGUUAUGAAAGUGUGUAACACAAACUACACGAGAAAACACCUAAUUAAGCGAUCAACCAAAAAAAGGACAAAUGUACUAUCAUAGAUUGUUGCUUCAUUGCAUAUGUUGACACUUGCUUUUGCCUUUGCUCUUGUUUGUUUUUUGUUUUCUACCAGCUUGCAAAAAAGAACAAUAACCUGAAGAAAGUGAUAUUCAAGAAAAUGAUAAGACGGCGGAUAGUAUCAAAUGCAUAUAUACAUAGAUAUAAUUUGACGAAAAAAAUGAGGAAAUAUUGCUUCUUAUGGGUACAGAAACACCCAGCCUUUUGUUUGCAGUAUGCAAUGGUUACCUCCCUUACUUCAGUUUUGAAAAUGUCCCAAGUAACUCGAGGAUCAUUAUUUUUGGUUGAUGUGUCCGUUGCAUAGAACAUGUAGAAGCGAUUUUGUAUUUUGCGCAAAUUUACUUUUUGGAUUUUCAUGAUACACAAAUAGGAGUAUUUUUCUCACAGCGUUAUGAAGACUGUGAUUUUGGAUAUAAAGUAGAAGCAUAAUAAUAUGGCAACUGAACCAUGAUGACUGGAUUUUCCUGUUCUCUUUGCUCAACAAUUUUAUUUUGAUAUUGAAUAUCCUAUGAAUAUUGAGAAGGAAGUGUACAAGAAAAUUAAAUAUUUGUGCAGUGUAUAAUGUACAUUUGAUUGGAUUUAACAAGCAUAAAAGUAUUGGAUUUAUGAUAAUAUUUGGAUUAUGUCUGUGUGAAAAUGUGAUUCUAGAAUUUUCCUGAUCAUGCUGAUCUAAUCUGAGUGUCUUACUUAGCAUGAGGAACUGCUGAUGUACAUGUACAUGUAUCAUAACUCUUUUUAUGCAUAAUGUUUUUUUGCGGAUAACGUUUACAAAACAUUUGAUAGUUGUGAUCCAGCUUUUAUUAUGACAUUUAGUUGAUAGAUAUAUAGAAAUUUGUUUGCCGUUAAAUAGAUUGUGAAUUUUUAAAAGAUGAGUGCUUUUCAACAUGUUCAAUAUCAAAAAUAAAUUACAUGUAUACAUAUA